Ceratina calcarata is the source of this 1275-nucleotide messenger RNA. RefSeq names its product ornithine aminotransferase, mitochondrial. Bases 1 to 1275 code for a protein of 424 amino acids. The record is from RefSeq and is a predicted model, not a curated record. Gene Ontology annotation, molecular function: pyridoxal phosphate binding; L-ornithine transaminase activity; identical protein binding. Gene Ontology annotation, cellular component: cytoplasm. NCBI's taxonomy places the organism in Eukaryota, Metazoa, Arthropoda, Insecta, Hymenoptera, Apidae. The transcript has 5 exons.
AUGCAUCCGACCGCGAGAUCGCGUCUCUUCGUUUUAACGAAAGAGUUCCAUUCGAAGAGGUCCCUUAGCUCGCGAGAGUUGAUCGAACGCGACGACAAGUUCGGCGGCAGGCACUUCAAGCCUCUCCCAGUUGUACUAACGAGGGGCGAGGGUGUUCAUGUGUGGGACGUCGAAGGAAAGCGGUACCUCGAUUUUUUAGCCGGUUUUGCCACCGUCAACCAGGGUCACUGCCAUCCGCGAUUGGUGAAAGUCAUGAAGGAACAAGCGGGAAAGCUCGCGCACACGUCCAGAGCUUUUUAUUCGGAGCCUCAUGGCGCGCUGGGAGAAUACCUGACCAAGCUAUUAGGCUGGGACAGAUUUUUACCGAUGAAUACCGGCGUCGAAGCCGGAGACACGGCGAUUAAAGUUGCUAGACGGUGGGGUUACAGGAUUAAGAAGAUACCGAAAAACGAGGCUACCGUAGUCUUCGCGAAGAAUAAUUUCUGUGGACGUUCGAUCGCUGCGUUAUCCGCUUCCACCGAUCCGAACUGUUACACCGAUUUCGGGCCUUACGUGCCACGUUUCGACAAAGUACCUUACAACGAUCUCAACGCUUUGGAGCAAAAGUUCCGCCAGGACCCGACGAUUUGCGCCUUCAUGGUGGAACCUAUUCAGGGAGAAGCAGGCGUUGUAAUACCUAAUGACGGAUACUUGAAAGGCGUGCGAGAUCUUUGUACCAAAUAUAAUGUAUUGUGGAUCGCUGACGAGGUUCAAACUGGCUUAUGCAGAACGGGGAAACGACUUGCAGUCGAUCACGAGAAUCAACGGCCGGACAUUCUUAUAUUAGGAAAGGCACUGUCCGGAGGGAUGUAUCCCGUUUCUGGUAUUUUAGCGGACAGCCAGAUUAUGCUAUGCUUGGAAACUGGCUCUCAUGGCAGUACCUUCGGCGGAAGUCCGCUUGGAAAUAGGGUCGCCUUGGAAGCGGUAAAAGUAUUAGAGGAGGAAAACCUCGCGGAAAACGCGAGGGAACUCGGAGAAAUUGUACGGAGGGAGUUAGAGAGAUUGCCGAAAGAAAUAGCGACGGAGUUUCGAGGGCGUGGAUUAUUGGCCGGCUUGGUGAUCAAUAAAGAUUUCGCCGAGGGAUGGGAUAUUUGUUUGAAACUGAAGGAAGCGGGAUUGUUAACGAGACCUGCUCAUGGACAGAUAUUGAGAAUAUCGCCGCCGCUCACGAUUACGAAGGAACAACUCGAAGAGGGUCUCGAUAUAUUGACCACCGUUCUCAAAAGUUAUAAAUGA